Penicillium nucicola is the source of this 792-nucleotide messenger RNA. RefSeq names its product fungal specific transcription factor domain-containing protein. The transcript has 2 exons. The coding region runs from base 1 to 792 and encodes 263 amino acids. Gene Ontology annotation, biological process: DNA-templated transcription; positive regulation of transcription by RNA polymerase II. The record is from RefSeq and is a predicted model, not a curated record. Gene Ontology annotation, molecular function: zinc ion binding; DNA-binding transcription factor activity; DNA binding. NCBI's taxonomy places the organism in Eukaryota, Fungi, Ascomycota, Eurotiomycetes, Eurotiales, Aspergillaceae.
AUGCCCAAGCUUCUUGAUCAGAAUUUCGAAGAAGACUCAAUGAUAAUUGUCCCAGAUGAGUCCGAGUGGGACACGAUUGAAACGACGAAUAGAUCAGACACGAUUCCAGCUGGUACCAUGGCUACAAGCUCGAGACUGGAUGAUACUCUACAGCAGCCUACGCCAGGAAUGGAGCUGCGACCAAUCGAAAUCGUUGACUCGUCGCUUCCAGUGAAUACAUUCGAAAUGCUACAGGCAUACUUUACCUAUACGCAUUGCUGGCUUCCGAUUCUAGAACAGCAUGAUCUAUUCCGGGUAGUACACACUGAAUCCUCGCCAGAAGGUCAAGAUAAUGGAUCACGACUGGUUAUCUGGGCAAUUGUGGCAUAUCAAUCAUGCAUGGAGAAUGAUGGCGGUACCACGAAGCCAAACAUUGUACUGAUCGAACAAUCGAUCCAUUCUCGAAUCAUGGUGGAAUCCUCAGGCUUGAGACUGGGCCACGUUCAAGCUUUGAUUAUUCUAGUUCUCUGUCGCUUGAAGAUAGGAGAUAUCUCACAUGCAUGGAGGCUGGUUGGCCUGGCUUCUAGAAUGUUGCAGACAUUGCCUGCAAGUCUCAAACAAAGCCGGUACUGCCAUACUUUUCAUGGAUGUAAUUUUCUCGACAACAUUCUAUGUGCCCUUCUGCGAAAGUCUCCUUCUUUGUCUUUGGAAGAACAAAAACAAGAGGGCCCGGUACAAGAAGAGAGCAUGGAGGAAUGGAAUGUCUGGCCAUCAUUCCAACAAGGACCAGGAGAUGACCCCUUCGGUCAUUGA